UCCAGCGUUCAAAGAUGGUAAAAGACAGUCUUUAUUUCUCAUGUAAACGUUGGCGAUCGGUCACGCAGAGCUCUUAUAAAUACGAGGAAGCUGUGAAGACCCUAAAUUCUCUGCAGACAAGUGCAGCAUUACUUCAGGAGUACAGAAAGAAAGGUUCACGAACUCAUUCUGAACAGAGACAGAACAUUGAAGACACGAAAAAGUAUUUAAUAAGGUCUGGUGUGACUUUGGAACAGCUAGAUACGCUUAGAGCAAUCCAUGUGGCUGGUACAAAGGGGAAGGGGUCUGUUUGUGCCUUUUGUGAUUCGCUGCUCAGGCAGUAUGGGCUUAAAACUGGCUUCUUCUCAUCGCCUCAUCUGGUGGCGGUGCGGGAGAGGAUUAGAAUUAAUGGAAAGCCCCUCAGUCAAGAGGACUUUACACAGCACUUCUGGAAUGUCUAUAAUAAACUGCAUCUCCAGAAGGAAAGUGAUACUGAUAUGCCACCCUACUUCAAAUUCCUGACAAUAAUGGCAUUUAAUGUGUUCCUACAUGAAAAGGUGGAUGUAGCAAUUGUUGAAGUCGGUAUAGGUGGUGAAUAUGAUUGUACUAAUGUUUUAAGGAAGGUCCAAGCAGUAGGUAUUACUUCUCUUGGUCUUGAUCAUACAAGCCUGUUGGGAGAUACUCUGGAGAAGAUUGCUUGGCAAAAGGCAGGAAUUAUGAAAGAAGGUGCGGUUGCUGUGACGGUGCCUGGGCAACCACACGAAACCAUAAGGGUAUUGCAGGCGCGGGCAGAGGAGAAGCGGUGUCCACUGUUCGAAGCACCUCCACUGGAAGCAUACAAUUGGCCAUGUGGUAGGGUGCCAGACCUGAGUGUGGAUGUGCAAAAGCUUAAUGCCUCCCUUGCCUUGCAGCUGACAGCAAUCUGUCUGGGAAUGGUUACCAAACCACCAGCCACAGCCAUCCUGCAGUCAACAAUGCUGCCAGUCGCUCCAACGUUUGCCAUCUCCUGCAGCACCGAGCGGGGUCUAACGCAGUGUCAGUGGCCGGGCAGGAUGCAGGUGCUGAGGGUGCCCCCUAUCACCUUCUUCCUGGACGGAGCCCACACAGCUGAAAGCAUGGCUCUCUGCUCCCAGUGGUUCCGAAAUGUUUCACCCAAGGAGCCAGAUUAUGAUGCAUCAAAGCGAGUUCUGAUUUUCAAUGCAACUGGUGAUAGAGAUGCAGUGCAACUGUUGGCACCAUUAACAGAGUGCAACUUUGAUUUGUGUGUAUUCUGCCCCAAUCUUGUCUGCAAAACAGUAGAUUCAUCAUCAGACCAAGCUAAUUUGAUGACUACACUGGCACAGCAACUGGAGCGCUGCGAUCACAACUGCGAGGCGUGGCUCUCACUGUGCACGACAGGUGUGUGCCGGCUGGACUGCAUGCAGGACGCGCUGUCCCAUGUGAGGACUCUGGGUCCGUGCCACGUGCUGGUCACGGGAUCCCUGCACCUGGUAGGGGCUGCACUCAGCCUACUGGACCCAGAGGAGCAGCUGCUGCAGUCCCGACAGUGAUGUAGCGGCAUCUGAGGAAGUAGGAGGCUGUAUGUGUAUACUCAGAACAGGAUAAAGCUUUGUACAAUGCAAUGGAUCGUGAAGGCAUAUCUUGAUACGGUUAUUUUCAAGAACUCGUAGUAUGGAAUACUGCAAGUUAUGCUUCUGACAGAAAUGUUGUCUCUAAUAGGCACAUGUUGAUAACAUUUGCCUUGCUGCUGAAAAUAAAAACAUUCCAUUUGUGUUGUGUUUAAGUAG
Molecule: messenger RNA, 1766 nt
Organism: Schistocerca americana (American grasshopper)
Lineage: Eukaryota; Metazoa; Arthropoda; Insecta; Orthoptera; Acrididae
Product: folylpolyglutamate synthase, mitochondrial-like
Exons: 9
Coding region: 15-1529 (504 amino acids)
Biological process (GO): tetrahydrofolylpolyglutamate biosynthetic process
Cellular component (GO): mitochondrion; cytoplasm; cytosol
Molecular function (GO): tetrahydrofolylpolyglutamate synthase activity; ATP binding
Source: RefSeq, a predicted model, not a curated record